GCGAAAAAAAGCCAAAAACUCCCUUUCAAAAACUUUGAUCGCAGACUGAAAAGUUAUUUACAAUUUUUAUUUCAUUCAUAUUCUACCAGUUUUCCGCCGUAUUUUAGCGUAAAAAGUGUACCAAAACCUUCGGCAAGUGUAACAAAACAAGAUUAUGGUGGAAAAGUGCCGAAUACGUUGUUUUCCUACGAGUGACCGGCUUAAAUAAUUCGCUGCGCCCCGUUUUGCGAUGAAGAAGUCCUAGAAUUUUUAUUUUUCGUCUUACCCAAUCUCUUUCUCAAGACGUCCUCGUCGAGUGCAAAAGAAGAGAACAUCGCCGCCAAGAAGAAAAAGGGCCCUUACGAAUCGCGAUCGCGAGAGUCUUGAUGCGAUCGUUUCUGUUGUUGCUUUUGUGUGAAGUGUUUGUGUUUACGUAAAACGGGUUUUCGGUGGAAUCGAAUUGGUAACGAGAAAGGCCAUUUUUCUGGGUGUAAUCCAGAGAAAGUGGGCGGCGAGGGUUAAGAGUUGAGUAAUUAAAGCUCCUGCCAGGGAGACCCGCCCCCGGAUAAAAUAGUGCCUGAAUAGUGGAUUCCGAAAGCAUAUUCGGGGCGCCCCCGUCCGGGAGAAUGAUGACUCCCUUUCGGCGCAAAAAGUCCAACAAGGAGUUCCCGGUAAAGGUGUGUACCUACGACUCGGAGCUGGAGUUCCACCUGGAGCAUCGCGCCACCGGUGGCUACCUGUUCGAUUUGAUUUGUCGGACCAUUGGCUUGCGGGAGACGUGGUACUUUGGGUUGCGAUAUGUCGACAAGAAAGGCUACAAAAGUUGGCUCAAGAUGGACAAGAAGGUGCUGGACCAGCACAUCAAUCUGACCGCCGAAGGAUGCGUCUUCAUGUUCAUGGCCAAGUUCUUCCCGGAGAACGUUGCGGAUGAGUUGGUGCAGGAGGUAACGCAGCACAUGUUCUUCCUGCAGAUUAAGGAGGCCAUUCUGUCGAUGGAAGUUUACUGUCCUCCGGAGGCGUCGGUGCUAUUGGCUUCCUAUGCGGUGCAGGCUAAGUACGGCGACUACGAUGAAGCGGUCUGCAAGCCGGGAAUGUUGAUCAGUGAAAACCUGCUCCCGCAGCGAGUGAUCGAUCAGUACCAGAUGACGCCGCAGAUGUGGGAGGAGCGAAUCGAAACGUGGUACGCCGACCACCGUGGGAUGUCUCGGGACGAGGCGGAAAUGGAAUAUCUGAAAAUUGCACAGGACCUGGACAUGUUUGGCGUGAACUAUUUUCUCAUUACGAACAAGAAAAACACCGCAGUAUACGUGGGCGUGACGGCACUCGGACUCAACAUCUACAGCAAGGAGAACAAACUGACCCCGAUGACGACGUUCCCGUGGAACGAAAUCCGCAACAUCAGCUUCGAUGGGAAAAAGUUCUUCGUCAAAACGAACGAAGAGAAGGGCAACGUGGCGACGACGUUCUACUCGGAGAAAGCUCGCAACAACAAGGAACUGCUGGAUCUGUGCGUCGGCAACCACGAGCUGUACAUGAAACGGCGCAAACCGGACACGAUGGAGAUCCAGCAGAUGAAGGCACAAGCCAAGGAGGAACGGCAGCGGCGACACAUCGAGCGGAACAAGCUGGCACGGGAGAAACAGCUGCGCGAGGAAGCCGAACAGGAGAGGGCCAACAUGGAGAAAAGACUGAUGCAGCUGCAGGAGGAGAUGGCUGCUGCCAAUGAGGCGUUGCGUCGCAGCGAGGAAGCCGCGGAACUGCUCGCCGAAAAGAACCGACUGGCGGAGGAGGAAGCUCUGCUCCUCUCGCACAAAGCCCUCGAGGUCGAGCAGGAGAUCAGCCGGAUGCGGAUGACGGCACGGAAAACCGAAGAGGAAAAGAUCUACCUGGAGCGGAAAACCCAGGAGGCCGAACUGCUCACCGCCCAGAUGAUCGAGGAAUCCCGCAAGCGGGUGAUGGAGACGGAAAAGCUCAAAAACGAACUCAUCCACGCCAGGGUUGCGGAGAAGGAAGCCAAGGAGAAGCUUCUGAAUUUUUUGAGCAGGACGUCCACGGAGUCGAUUUUCAUAACGCCAUCCUCGUCGCCGGAAACGCCCGUCCUCGAGAGCAAUACGUACGAUUUGCUAGCGGACGGCGACAUGGACCAGCUGUCGCUGGAGAUCGAGAAGGAGAGGGUGGAGUACCUGACCAAGUCGAAGCAGGUGCAGAACCAGCUGAAGGAGCUCCGGUCGGAGAUCGAACAGCUGAAGAUCGGCGAGAAGCAGUCGCCGCUCGACAAAAUCAGCGCCCAGCAGACACGCCUAGGUGAGAACAAGUAUUCCACCCUGAAGAAGCUCAAAUCGGGCUCGACGAAAGCACGAGUAGCAUUUUUUGAGGAAUUGUAAGUGAAAACGAGAAAACGGGUGCGUAACAAAAAAAAACCGCCCGGUUACAAUCUCUAUUAUCCUUUAGUACAUUUUAACGAUAAUACGUAUUAUGCCUUGCUGAUAUGCCUUGAGUGCCUUGAGUAUACGCAGUUGAAAGUGUUUUGUGAACUUCAUCGGGAAAAAGGAUGGGCGUGCUUGGCCGAGUCUCUCGUCACGUGCCGCUGUGGCUGUAGAAAGAUACGUUUUUUUCUGUUUUUGGCUGUAAUCGAGUUCAGAUUUAUUUUUUGGAUUGUUGAGUUCUUGUUUUUGUACAUGCCUUGACGUUUUCUUGUACUGUAAUUUUGUGGUAGGUAAAUUCAUCCUUCGCGGUAUGGGCUCAGAGAGUAGCUAAGAGCAUGCGUUUAGUUGAGACUAUUGAAACGUUAGAAUGAAAUACUAGGAACAGAAGGGCAAUUUGAACUUGAAAAAGUUUAAAAGUUGAGGCUUUUCUUCGUAGAUACUCUGCUUGGAUGUUCAAGGUUUUGAUAGGCUACAAUAAGACCAAGAGAUUAUCAAUUGAACAGAAUAGGAACGAGAAGCGUCUUUCGUGUAACUCUCUAAAACGAAGAGGAACUGCUAGGAAUCAGUAGCAAACAUAAUCGUCAAGAAAAUGUAAAAUUCAGCCAUCAGAGUUGUUCUCCUCGUUGCCAAAAUAUGUAUUCUGAAAGUUUAGUCGGUACUAACUGAGCAUGAUAGCAGAACGAAUCGACAAUCUAUGUGUAUACCUAAACGUACUGUAGGCGUCGCCUUCAAUAGUAGUAGCAGUAGUAGUACUAGUAGUUGAAUGCUAGACAGAAUUAAUUCUAUCGCGCGCUUCGAACGAUAAGUAGAAUCUUAUUUAUGCCUAAUAGUAUGACCUUACUUAUUCCCUAGCGACAGUUAGAUGUACCUAUUUUAUCAUUCGCGUCAGAUUGCAUCCUAGAUUUUGCUGUUAUUUAAACAUCAAUUUCACCAUCCUACUGUUAAUUGUCACAUUUAUUAUAUAGUCUACGAAGGGUUUGUAGGCUAGGUGUAAAUGAGCAAGGGGUUAUUCGAUUUUGAUUUGAUAUUCUUUCGGGAAGUGAAAACCAUUCACCAUAAGCUAUAAUAACUCCAGAAAAACUUUUGUCAGACACAAUUGCUGUAAAUAGUUCAUCUUCAGGCUGGGAAACGCGUUUUUCACAAACAUAGGAAUCUUUCUUCAGAAUUGAAAUAGAAAACUUGCUUCAGAAGCCACGAAAGCUUCCUCCUGAAGCAGAAAAAAUGUCCCACCAGAAGCUAGGAAAAACUGUCAUUACUUAUAAGCUGAGAAAAUCUCAUUUUAGGAUUUAGAAAAAGCUUUUCAGAGUUUUCGUCUCCAGGCUGAAAAGUGGCCUCUUCAAAUGCUGGAACGAACAUUCUUUGAAAGCAAGAAAGCUACCGGGACUAGCCGACAAAGAAAAAUAAUUUUUAACAGAAGUAGUUGGAGCUUCCACCCACACAAUAGGAUUCGAUCCAGAAGCCAGAAGGAGGUCUUACUUUAGAUAAACUAAGAAAAACUUCCUCCAAAAUAAUGAAAAAAAUCUUCUCCAAAUGCUAGGAAAAGUUGUCAUCAGUAGAAGUUAGGAAAAGCAUCUUUGUAAUGCUUAGACCUUGUCAAAAAACUAGAAAAAUGUUUUUCAGAAACAACUCUAAUUUUUGAGGAAGCCAAGAAAGAUGUCUACCAGAAGCUCGUGACAGCUUCUUAAGGAGUUGUAAAAGUUAUUCCCAGAAGAGGGGAAAUUUCACACAGAAACUGAAAUAGCUUCUAUCCAGAAGCUGGAAAAGCUUCCACCCAGAAGUUGGAAAAGCUUCUAUCCAGAAGCUGCGAAAGCCUUCGCUCGGAAACUGGAAAAGCUUUCACACCGAAACUGGAAAAUCUUCUACCCAAAAUUUGAAAAGCUUUCACCCAGACGCACAGUGCGAUGCUCCAUAGACAAAAAUCAAAUUUCAAGUUAUUUUAUCCGGCGAUGAUAAGCAUCCACGAUUGUUUAUAGAUACCAUUCGUUAUUGAAACAAGUAUUGAUAAGCUAUACAAAGCACAAAAACUACUAUAACAAGCGUCGAAAGUGACAGUCGUCGGAGUAGCAGAAAAACUAAAUUUUAUCGCAUGUUUUCAUCAUUACUUUCAACUAGUACGGAAACAGUUGAAACCAAUCUAUUCAAUCAAAAUUUGAAAGAGAACA
This is a messenger RNA of Aedes aegypti (yellow fever mosquito), 4567 nucleotides long. RefSeq names its product moesin/ezrin/radixin homolog 2 (gene Mer). Gene Ontology annotation, biological process: positive regulation of early endosome to late endosome transport; regulation of organelle assembly; positive regulation of protein localization to early endosome. Bases 606 to 2363 code for a protein of 585 amino acids. The transcript is spliced from 5 exons. Gene Ontology annotation, cellular component: plasma membrane; adherens junction; apical part of cell. The record is from RefSeq and is a predicted model, not a curated record. Gene Ontology annotation, molecular function: cell adhesion molecule binding; actin binding. Lineage: Eukaryota; Metazoa; Arthropoda; Insecta; Diptera; Culicidae.